Messenger RNA from Quercus lobata, 1182 nucleotides. RefSeq lists its product as uncharacterized. The transcript is spliced from 5 exons. NCBI's taxonomy places the organism in Eukaryota, Viridiplantae, Streptophyta, Magnoliopsida, Fagales, Fagaceae. Bases 1 to 1182 code for a protein of 393 amino acids. The record is from RefSeq and is a predicted model, not a curated record.
AUGGGUCAGGCUAAUAUGACCCUUCCUAUUUUCCUAGUUUUUUUGGUUUCAAGCUCUGCCUUUUCUGAUCAUCCUCCAAAAAACCCAGAUAUGAUCUUGGGGGACAAACUGGAUUCUCUGCCUUAUUCAAGCCUUGGCGAGGCAAGCAGUCCAUGGCUGCUGCGCGUGCAAUCAGAUCUACCUAAACCAACCUUAUCAAUGCUUGUGGGUGGUAAGGGUGAUGAAGAUGCAGGCAUAGGCUUUCUAGAACAGCCUUUACUGCCAUCAACGGCAAUAGAGGCUAAUGGUGGUGCUGCAGGAAGUGGCGGCGAUGGAGAAAGCAACCUGGGAUCAAAGAAGGUUCUUCGCAGCCUGGUGAUGAUCAUGCUGAUUUUGCUAAUGAUCGUUGGAGAACUCGGUGUUCUUCCAUCCAGAAAAGAAACACGCGCUAUUGAUUCAUGGGCAACCAUGAGUUUCCACUAUUUGAGCUUCAAGGAGUAUGAUAUAUUGCAGUGUCUGGAAGGGAGCCCUGAGCAGCAUCCUAAAGUAGUUGUACUUGGCCGUGUUGAUAAAGGUAAUGGAAGAGGCAGUGGCACAGGUCAAGAUGGAACCAAAAGAUUCGGCUUAUUGAAGUUACUAAUUGCCGUGUUGAAGCCAAAGGAGGGAGUAAUGGUGAAGAGGAAGAGGAAAGUGGGCGUGGAAGUGCAAGUGUUGGGAGAUAUGAAGGUGGAGGAGGUGAAGGAGAAGGCGAAGGUGGAGAGACUGGUGGAGGAGUGGGUGGAGGGAGAGGCAGAGGCGGUGGAGGAGGUGGAGGUGGAGGUGGAGACGGAGACGGAGACGGAGAUGGUGAUGGAGAAGGAGGCGGAGGCGGAGGCGGAGAUGGAGGUGGAGGUGGAGGUGGAGGUGACGUGGAAGGCAGAGGUGGAGCUUCUGAUCGUCUUGAGUUGGAGAGUCAACACUGUGAACGAGUUUGGGAUGCCCUUGCUUUUGCCUGAGAAAUUGAGGAUUUUGAUGCCUUGGUUGACCCUCAUCAUUUGUUUGACUGCUGCCUUGGACCUGAACCUUCCAAGUGCUUUGAGUGCCUUAUUGAUCCAACACAGGCCAAGAAUUGAAAGAUUUUGCAGGGCUUAUGCCAUGGCGUCGAUGAUAUCUGCUUUAGCAAUACUUCUGUAUAUCACAGCUCUUUGGGGUUUCAGUGUGUGA